AUGCCAAAUUUACCAAGUGAUCAUAUAAAUGAAAUCGUUGAAGUUGAUUUUCCAACAGAAUUAGGAGUUUCAACAUUUUAUCAACUUCUUGGUCAAAUGACAUUACUUGGUUCUACAAUUUUUCAUAAAUGUACUAUUGUACGUUUAUUAAGUUUUACAGAAUGGAAUAGAAAAUAUUCUUUUGCUGACAAUAAAUCAAUUUUAAUAUCAUUAUCUGAUUCGGAACAAUUUGACAUAAAAGAAGUUGAACCUGCUGAAGCAUUAGAUGAACUUUUUAAAGAACAAUUUAUUGAUGAUAAUGGAAUUUGUGAUGAUGAUAUUGAACAAAAAGAUGAUGAACCAACUUCUUAUUCUUCAACUACAACAUCAUUUUAUUAUUCACCAACUUUAUCAGGUUCAUCAUCUUCGAGUCAAAUUACACAACAACAUAAAAAACCGAUGACAUUAGAGAUUGUUGUACAAUUACAAUAUUUAUCUCCACAGAGUGAAUUAUUUUCAAAAAUGGUUCAUUAUUUUUCAACAACGAUAUUUCUUCGACCAAUUUCUUAUGGAAGAUAUGUAACAAGGAUGACCAUUCCUAUACCAUCAAUUUCUACGAUUGAACCAAUUUUAACAUGGUUAUAUAAUCAUGACGAUAAAGCUUGGAUGGAUACAAUAACGUCUAGAAAUUUUGAGCAGGUAUGCCAAAAUGUAAUAUUUCUUGGAUUAGGUGAUGAAGCGUUUUCUGUAUUGGAGAGAGUAUUUCAAAAGUUGAUGAUAGAAGAAUAAAAUAGAAUUGUAAUAUUCAUAGUUUUUUGUAA
Messenger RNA from Rhizophagus irregularis DAOM 181602=DAOM 197198, 800 nucleotides. RefSeq lists its product as uncharacterized. NCBI's taxonomy places the organism in Eukaryota, Fungi, Glomeromycota, Glomeromycetes, Glomerales, Glomeraceae. The record is from RefSeq and is a predicted model, not a curated record.